Megalops cyprinoides (Indo-Pacific tarpon) is the source of this 2096-nucleotide messenger RNA. RefSeq names its product cysteine-rich protein 2 (gene crip2). Lineage: Eukaryota; Metazoa; Chordata; Actinopteri; Elopiformes; Megalopidae. The coding region runs from base 199 to 819 and encodes 206 amino acids. The transcript has 8 exons. The record is from RefSeq and is a predicted model, not a curated record.
GGUUGGAGGGAGGAGCGAUGCAAAUAAAGAGCGGCGCUCUGAUAAAGAUGCCCCAGGUUUCAGUGAAAGGAGCACUUGCGACUGUGGGAGACUGAGUGAAUGAGCGAGGGAGCGAGCGAGCGUGAGCGUGCAUGUGAGAGCAGGGACCUGAUUACCAGCCUACAAAAGAUAAACGAUUUCCGUUAAAAUAUCGAGAACAUGGCAUCCAAGUGUCCAAAAUGCGACAAAACAGUGUAUUUUGCUGAGAAGGUGACGUCCCUGGGAAAGGACUGGCACAAGUUCUGCCUGAAGUGUGAGCGCUGUAACAAGACCCUGACAGCAGGGGGCCACGCUGAGCAUGAUGGGAAGCCCUACUGCCACAAACCCUGCUAUGCUGCCCUCUAUGGACCAAAAGGUGUGAACAUCGGGGGUGCUGGCUCCUAUAUCUAUGAGGCCCCUGUCAACAACGCGCCUGCCAGCGUUCCCGUGGAAACCGCCCCUAAACCUGAGGAGAAGAAGGCGUCUGCGCCCCCCAGGGGUCCCGUGAAAGCUGCGAGCAUCACCACCUUCUCCGGGGAGCCCGCCAUGUGCCCCAGAUGCAACAAGAAGGUGUAUUUUGCGGAGAAGGUGACAUCUCUGGGAAAGGACUGGCAUCGUCCGUGUCUGCGCUGUGAGAGGUGCAGCAAGACCCUGGCUCCAGGCAGCCACGCUGAGCAUGACGGACAGCCUUACUGCCACAAGCCGUGCUAUGCUGUUCUCUUCGGGCCCAAAGGGGUGAACACAGGAGGUGUCGGGAGCUACAUCUAUGACAAGGAGCCCAGCACCGAAACCCAGCCCUGAAUCUGUGUCCACCUGCACCCCAGCCCCUCCCCCCACCACCUCCCCCCCAGGCUUAGAUAACUACGACUCAGUCUCCGACACCCCUGACUGCACUGGCCCCUAGCCCUCAGUAACACCGCUCCCACUGACUCCCCGUCUGCCUGAGAGUGUGCGUGAGCCUAUCUGCACUACAGUUCUCAGAAUAUUGACAAAUGAACAUGCAUCAACACCAAGACAUGGAGGCCCCCUCUCACAAUAUAUGUGUAAAUAUUCAAGAGUAUGUUUAUACAUCUUUUAUAUAGGUUGCUGCUCAUUUUGAUCUGAUCACCGUAUCUACACUGAUCUACUCUGCUGAUCACUGUAUGGCUAGAUACAGUUAAAUUUUUUUCCCAGAUUGUUCAGCAUCUCAAAUGUGAUACUUUACACUGAGAGUGUGUACUGGGACUAUAAACUUAAUAUCUGGACAGAUCAAAUUAUUUUUGGGAACACGACCCCAGACAGUCAGAUCAAAGUAUCACAGGGCCAUUGUUUUUAAACGCCUCUGAGUCCGUGCUGACAGAUAGAUGAAUCUCACAUAGGAAAGUAGAACCCAGGUGCUCUGUUGAACCAUUGCCAUAAAUCUGUGUGAGAUUUUAAAGACACAGAUUUAUGGGUUGGCUCCUUGACAACAUUCUUACUGAUAAAGUAGAUGAUAGAAAAAUAUUUUCGCUCCAGUCAGAAAUGCCCGGCUGAUUUUUACAGUCAGUAAAGGAAAUGGUGCGUGGCUGAAGCUUUUCUUUGGGAGGGGAGGCUUGUAGUGUGCACUCUUGAGGUUGACAGGGUAGACUAACAGGGGCAGGAGGGCCAGUAAGUGGUAUACAGGGGAGAGAAGUUAAAAUAUUUAUUGAUUUAUUAUUUUUUUUACCAGAAAGUAUACACAAAACAAACAUUUUACCAAGCUGGAGGAAGAGUGGAUUUUUAAACAUUAUUUGCCCUUUUUGGAAGAAAUAUUUCUACACAAUGAAACUCUCAAUUGUCUGACUUGACGACUAGAAAGCUAUUCCUGUAGUUUUCUUGAAAUGGUAAUGAACAAAUUGAAGUGUUAGCUUUCCCAAUAGGAUGUAGACUAUAGAAACCUGCAACUUAGACACAAUAGGUGACAUUCUGGAAGAAUAUGCACCAGUAUUAUAUUGCUGUUACUAUGAUUUUGGUCAUGUUUUGUGUAGUAUUGCAUUGAGCACUUAAGGACUGUCAGGAAAUGUGCACUGAAGUCCUACGGCUUCUCUCUUUGUAAUCCUUAUUAAAGUUUACAUGCUGUU